This is a messenger RNA of Helicoverpa zea (corn earworm), 1271 nucleotides long. RefSeq names its product CCHC-type zinc finger nucleic acid binding protein (gene CNBP). Gene Ontology annotation, molecular function: mRNA binding; translation regulator activity; zinc ion binding. Gene Ontology annotation, cellular component: cytoplasm. Gene Ontology annotation, biological process: positive regulation of cytoplasmic translation. Lineage: Eukaryota; Metazoa; Arthropoda; Insecta; Lepidoptera; Noctuidae. The coding region runs from base 173 to 604 and encodes 143 amino acids. The record is from RefSeq and is a predicted model, not a curated record. The transcript has 3 exons.
UGUGUUUUCUUAUAAUUAUCAGCGAAUAUAGCCACGACGCAAAUUCGCCAAGUGUUUCCAAGUGAAAAUCUGUUAAUUUCAUGUCAACGCAUCAUAGUUAGGUUGUUUAUUGAACGUGGUUAGUUUGACAAACGGUGACUCGUUGCUGACACAUAUAGCUGCUGUUGAGACAAUGAGUUCGAGCGUAUGCUACAAGUGCAACCGGACGGGGCACUUCGCCCGCGAGUGUACCCAGGGCGGCGUCACUGCUCGCGACUCUGGCUUCAACCGCCAGCGCGAAAAGUGCUUCAAGUGCAACCGCGCCGGACACUUCGCGCGAGACUGCAAGGAGGAGGCUGACCGUUGCUACAGAUGUAACGGCACGGGACACAUAGCGCGCGAGUGCGCGCAGAGUCCGGACGAGCCGUCGUGUUACAACUGCAACAAGACCGGGCACAUCGCACGGAACUGCCCCGAGGGCGGGCGCGAUAGCUCCAACCAGACCUGCUACAACUGCAACAAGUCCGGCCACAUCUCACGCAACUGCCCCGACGGCACCAAGACUUGCUAUGUGUGCGGAAAGCCCGGACACAUCUCCCGCGACUGCGAUGAGGAGCGGAACUAACACACGCCUCGUCGCGAUUGCCUAUAUAUAAAAUAAACUAUGUAUAUUAUGAUGCCACGCACGGACGAUAAGCAAAGGACGCGAUACGCGACACUAGAUCGUAAGACCACACGACUGUAUUAAAUUAAUGCAACGGAAUUAUAAAUCAGGAUGCAGCAGCGGUAUUCUCGUGACAGACUGAGGUGUAUGAUUUUUAAAAUGUUGACUUGUAUAUAGGUCUCCCCGCCGCGCGAGCGCCGGCGGCGCUCGUCGAUACGUUAAUGUUUGUUCUUGCACGACGUGAACGAGUUAUUGUGUUUUAAAUCAUUUAAUAAUCGUGAUUGAACUAUUGAGGAGGUAGCGUUACAGUUUUUAGCAUUACAGAGUAUAUAUUUAAUAUAUUUUGUACAGAUUUUUUUGACAAAAGAUAAAUUGGAUGCUGGCGUAUAAUGCGUUUUCAAUGUGAAGAGUGGAGGCCCCGGAGCGACCCGUACCCCUUCUGGACUCUCUUGUUCGUCUUGUUAUACAGUAAUCGUUGUUCUUACGCGAUCGUACUGCGAUCCGACGAGUCUCAAUCUUACAUCCUAUCACUUCGCGUGAUUUAUUUUUAUUGAUCAAUUCCUUUGUUUAUGAGAUCCUGCUAACUUGUGGAGAAUUCAGUGGUUAAUUAGAAUUUCAUCAAUCAAAA